GCAAGCUGAGGAAGAUGUCGCAUUCUCAACUCCGCCACAUCGUCGAAACCUCCCCCGCAACGCCAUGACUGCCACGGAAUUCGUCCUCUCCAACGCCGCUCUGUUUCAUGCAACUGUCGUUGGCGACGACGAAGACGUUGCUGCCAAUGCAAUGGGACCAUGUGGCGGCGACCAUGACGACUUUGACUCCCUCGGCCCUCCGCCGUCGAUCCACCCGAUCUUGCUGCGCGCGUCAGCGAUGGACUAUACACUCGCGCAAUGCGCCCCCCUGACAUUCUCCCAAAUCGAAGCUUCGAUGGCGUGGUGCUCGCCGUUCACGUCGGUGCCGUAAUUCAAUCGCACGGCAACCGCAGUACCUUCCCUUUCUAUUUAUGCGUGCAUCGGCGAUUCAUAUUUGGCUCUCCUUCCUCGACCAUGAAUCAACUUAUUCGCUUUUGAUCCAUGAGUUGCCACAAUCUCGGCUACGAUAGCUACAUCGAAGAGCAUCUUGAGUCGAAGUUUAUAUGGUAAUGCAUGAACGGUCUCCGGUACAAUUGCGCCGAUUCCA
Aphanomyces invadans is the source of this 547-nucleotide messenger RNA. RefSeq lists its product as hypothetical. Bases 65 to 331 code for a protein of 88 amino acids. Lineage: Eukaryota; Oomycota; Saprolegniomycetes; Saprolegniales; Verrucalvaceae. The record is from RefSeq and is a predicted model, not a curated record. The transcript has a single exon.